AUUUCCACCUUGCUAGGCCGCACGGCCCCAUCGCUGUCCCACAAUGUCGUCGACUCCUUACAUCGAGAGUUACGACGCCGAUGCUGAGAAGCAGAAGCAAGAGGUCCACCUGCAGCAGGUGCCCAUCGCCGAGUUCGAGGACCCCAACCUCGACCCAAACGUAGAGCUGCUCGAGGAUGACUCUCCGUACCCCGAGGUCCGUUCUGCUGUCGCGAAUACGGACGACCCGGAUAUGCCCUGCGCUACCUUCAGGGCUUGGUUCAUUGGAAUAAUUUGGGCCAUCAUUAUUCCCGGUCUGAACCAAUUCUUCUUCUUCCGGUUCCCCUCGGUCACCAUCACCGGUGUGGUAGCCCAGUUGAUCACCUUCCCUAUUGUGCGCCUCUGGGCACGCUUCGUCCCUGGGGUCAAGAUCUUUGGUGUCUCCCUCAACCCCGGUCCCUUCACGGUGAAGGAACAUGUCCUGAUCACAAUCAUGGCCAGUGUAGGCUACCAAUCUGCAUAUGCAACCGACAUCAUUGCGGUACAGCGGGUGUACUAUAACCAGACCUACAACUUCUCGUACCAGUGGUUGCUGGUUAUGUCUACACAGCUCAUUGGCUUCUCCAUUGGUGGCAUUGCUCGCCGCUUCUUGGUGAACCCGCCAUCCAUGAUCUGGCCUGCCAACCUUGUGACUUGUGCUCUGUUCAAUACGCUGCACUCACAGUACUAUGCCGGUGUCGGUACCCGCGGCGGUCUCUCACGAGAGCGCUUCUUCUUCUACUGCUUCCUGGGCUCGUUCUGCUGGUAUUUUGUUCCGGGAUAUUUGUUCCAAGCCCUUUCCUACUUCAACUGGAUCUGCUGGAUCGCGCCGAACAACAUUCCCGUCAACCAGUUGUUUGGCACCGUCUCUGGCCUUGCGAUGUCGGUCAUCUCUUUCGACUGGUCCCAGAUUGCAUACACCGGUUCCCCACUCGCCACUCCAUGGUGGGCUGAGGCGAACAUCGCCUUCGGCAUGGUUCUGUUCUUCUGGAUCCUGACCCCGGUGCUUUACUAUACCAACACCUGGUACGCGAAGUACAUGCCCAUCUCGUCGGACCACUCCUUCGACAACACCGGUGCCAUCUACAACGUCACCAGGAUCAUCAUUAACAACACGCAGUUCAACCAGGAGGCAUAUGAGCACUACUCGCCGCUGUUCCUACCGACCACGUUCGCCAUCAGCUACGGUCUCUCGUUCGCCUCCAUUACCGCGACCAUCACCCACACCUUCCUUUACUACCGCAAGCAGAUCUGGACCCAGGCUCGCCGCUCAAUGUCUGAGCAGCCCGACAUCCACGCGCGGCUGAUGUCCAAGUACGCACAAGUUCCCGAAUGGUGGUAUGGCUGUAUCUUCGUCUCGAUGUUCGUCUUUGGCGUGCUUUGCAUCGAGCUAUGGCCGACCGAUAUGCCGGUAUGGGCCCUGAUCCUUGGUCUGAUCAUCUCCUUCAUAUAUGUCAUUCCUAUUGGCAUGAUCCAAGCCAUCACGAACCAGCAGGUGGGCCUGAAUGUCAUUACUGAGCUCAUCAUCGGCUACGCUCUCCCUGGUCGUCCCAUCGCGAUGAUGAUGUUCAAGACCUGGGGAUACAUCACAAUGGCCCAGGCGCUGCAAUUCACUUCGGACUUCAAGCUUGGUCACUACAUGAAGGUUCCACCGCGCCCCAUGUUCUGGAGCCAGCUGAUCGCGACCAUCGUCGCGGGUACCGUCCAACUUGGCGUGCAGGCCUGGAUGUUCACCAACAUCCAGGAUAUGUGUUCCACGACCCAGGACAACGGCUUCACGUGCCCGUCAACGCAGGUUUUCGGUACGGCAUCCAUCAUCUGGGGCCUCAUCGGGCCCGCGCGCCAGUUCUCCCAGGGCCAAAUCUACUACCCGCUCCUCUUCUUUUUCAUCGUCGGCUUUGUGACGCCGGUCUGCACCUGGCUCCUGCAGAAGCGGUUCCACAACGUGAUCCUCAAGUACCUCAACUGGCCCGUCAUCUUCAGCGGCACGGGCCUCAUCCCGCCCGCGACGCCGCUCAACUACGUCAGCUGGGCCAUCGUCGGCUUCAUCUUCAACUACGUCAUCCGCCGCCGCCACUUCUCGUGGUGGACCAAGUACAACUAUGUGCUCUCCGCAGCGCUCGACUCUGGCGUCGCGGUGUCGACGAUCCUCAUCUUCUUCGCGCUGGAGUUCCCAGACCGGGGCCUGGUCGGCAAGAACACGAUCCAGGCGUGGUGGGGCAACAACGUCCAUGUCAACAACGCGGACGGCAACAAGCUCCCGCUGCUGGUCGCGAACGGGACCUUCGGCCCCACGGUGUGGCACUAGGUCCCUUCGCCGCUGCUUCGUCAUGUUGUACUCUGAUGUUGGGCUUUCUGAUACAGUAAGAAAGUAUUAUAAGCCUUCCGUAUUGUAAUAUACAAUACCCCUUGUAUUUGUAGCAUACAUCUUGAGAGCGUACUUGUUGCUCUGUGCUUGCAAACAUACGCAAUCCUGC
Messenger RNA from Phanerochaete carnosa HHB-10118-sp, 2495 nucleotides. RefSeq lists its product as uncharacterized. The transcript has 13 exons. The record is from RefSeq and is a predicted model, not a curated record. Gene Ontology annotation, biological process: transmembrane transport. Gene Ontology annotation, molecular function: oligopeptide transmembrane transporter activity. NCBI's taxonomy places the organism in Eukaryota, Fungi, Basidiomycota, Agaricomycetes, Polyporales, Phanerochaetaceae. Bases 44 to 2326 code for a protein of 760 amino acids.